AUGUCCCUCGCCUCUCGCGCCGCGCUUCGCACGACCAGCGCUCUCGGUAGACGCUCCGUCUCUCGAUCCACCCGCACCGUGCGCUCCGUCACGCGAUGCGACGCCACGGGCCCCGUGUGCGUCGUCACCGGUGCCUCGAGAGGGAUCGGCGCCGCGAUCGCGUUGAAACUCGGUGAAUCCGGUGCCCGCGUCGUCGUCAACUACGCCGCGUCCGAGGGUCCGGCGAACGCGGUGUGCGAACAAAUCAAAGCCGCGGGCGGGGACGCGAUCGCGGUGAAGGCGAACGUGGCGAAUCCGGAAGAGGUUGACGCGUUGUUCAAGGCGACAAUGGAUAAGUUUGGCGAGGUGAACGUCCUGGUGAACAACGCCGGGAUCACCAGAGAUACGCUGAUGAUGCGAAUGAAGCUGCAACAGUGGCAGGAGGUUAUCGAUUUGAACCUCACGGGGGUUUUCCUGUGCACGCAGGCGGCGACGAAGCUCAUGGGGAAGAAGAAGCCGGUGAGCGGACGGAUCGUGAACAUUACCUCCGUGGUGGGGGUGACGGGGAACGCCGGUCAGGUGAACUACUCCGCGGCCAAGGCGGGGGUGAUCGGUCUCACCAAGACGGUGGCGCGUGAAUACGCCGGACGUAACAUUCAGUGCAACGCCAUCGCGCCGGGUUUCAUCGCUUCAGAUAUGACGGCGGUUCUCGGCGAGGAGCUCGAAAAGAAGAUUCUCACGACAAUCCCGGCGGGCCGAUACGGUCAACCGGAAGAGAUCGCCGGUAUGGUCAAGUUCUUGGCGAUGGAUCCGGCGGCGGCGUACAUCACCGGCCAGACGAUCCACGUCGACGGUGGCAUGGUCAUGUAA
Ostreococcus tauri is the source of this 849-nucleotide messenger RNA. RefSeq names its product Short-chain dehydrogenase/reductase SDR. The record is from RefSeq and is a predicted model, not a curated record. Gene Ontology annotation, molecular function: 3-oxoacyl-[acyl-carrier-protein] reductase (NADPH) activity; NAD binding. The coding region runs from base 1 to 849 and encodes 282 amino acids. The transcript has a single exon. Gene Ontology annotation, biological process: fatty acid biosynthetic process. Lineage: Eukaryota; Viridiplantae; Chlorophyta; Mamiellophyceae; Mamiellales; Bathycoccaceae.